AUGUGGCGUAACGUGAUUCUUUUCUCUGUUCAAAAGAAAGUUAAGUCUGUCAGCAAUGCUCAUUAUGUAUAUCUAUGUCUGUUUAGAUGGGGCUACACAUGCUGUUACUAUAGGACUUUCAACAGGAUCAGCACUUCUAUUUCUGAUGUUGAUGGCAGUGUCCUACCGUUUUCGCAAUUUCGUGAGAUGUGACAGGAUGAAUAAAUAUGAUCUCCCUGCGGCCUUCCCUCUACCUGACAGUGUGGAGGAACACAAAGAUGACCACGCUGUCGAGUACCAUGGGUAUUGUGAAAUACUGGAGGACGACGACAACAGGAGUCACCAGCCUAUCAUGAACCCAGAAGAAGGAAGUGAUUCUCCAAUGCCUGUUUUGGCAGAUUGUUUCCCAGCAGCAGGACACGGAGGUGGAGGAAGAGGAGGAGCAGGACCAGGUCCAUCAAACACCCGACAAGUGCGGGAUGUCUGUGAGGAUGACACAAAACACUGUCGUCAACUACAUAUCGCCAGCUGA
This is a messenger RNA of Haliotis rubra (blacklip abalone), 511 nucleotides long. RefSeq lists its product as uncharacterized. The record is from RefSeq and is a predicted model, not a curated record. NCBI's taxonomy places the organism in Eukaryota, Metazoa, Mollusca, Gastropoda, Lepetellida, Haliotidae. The transcript is spliced from 2 exons. Bases 56 to 511 code for a protein of 151 amino acids.